This is a messenger RNA of Gavialis gangeticus (Gharial), 1899 nucleotides long. Its product is annotated as patatin-like phospholipase domain-containing protein 1. Gene Ontology annotation, cellular component: cytoplasm; lipid droplet; membrane. Bases 155 to 883 code for a protein of 242 amino acids. NCBI's taxonomy places the organism in Eukaryota, Metazoa, Chordata, Crocodylia, Gavialidae. The record is from RefSeq and is a predicted model, not a curated record. The transcript has 5 exons. Gene Ontology annotation, biological process: triglyceride catabolic process; lipid homeostasis. Gene Ontology annotation, molecular function: triacylglycerol lipase activity.
UCAGGGCAGCAGUCUGUUGUGAGGACAGGAGCAUACCUCCUGAGCACACUUCUGUGCCUCUGCUACACUCUGAUACAAAGUGAUUAGCACCACCAAGCCCCACGCUCCUGGCCAGCUUGUACCCUGCUGCCACAAACUCACAGCACAACUAAAGAUGGCAGAAGAGGAUGCAAAGCACGUGCCUUUCUCUAUUUUUUUUAAAGGCUGUGGAUUCCUGAUGUUUUAUCAAAUGGGAGUAAUGAAAGCUCUACAGGAACUGGCCCCUGAGAUACUGAGAUCAGCAUCCAAGAUCUAUGGGACAUCCUCCGGAGCACUUAUAGCCACAUUAGUGACUUGUGGGUGUGAAAUAGAUGCAGUGUUUGGUUAUAUGACUGAAACCGUGAAAAAUAUGGAGGGUUCAAUCCUUGGGUACCUGUAUCCAAAUAAUAAACUAAUCCUGAAUAUACAGAAGGCAUUAGAAAAAUGUCUGCCAGAUAACGCUCACCAGCUCGCUUCAGGGAUACUGCACAUUUUUCUUACUCAAGUUUCAGGUAUCCAAAAUGUUGUGGUAUCCAAGUUCAGCUCCAAGGAGGAGAUCAUUCAGGCAGUGACCUGCAGCUGCUUCAUUCCUGUCUAUAAUGGGUACAUCCCUCCCUCUUUCCAGGGUGCGUGCUAUAUUGAUGGAGCCCUCAGUAACCCAGAGGCUUCGUUCCACAGAUCCAUGAUUACAGUGUCUGGGUUUGCAUUUGACAAUGACAUCUGCCCAAGGGAUAAUCCAGGCACUUACCUCAGUGUGUACAUGUUGCAGCAGGUAUUUCAAAUGUCACCAGAAAACUUCAAAAGGCUGGUCUGUUGUCUUUUUCCACCCAGCCAUCUGGUGAGUAGCAAUCAGAAAUUGAUAUAACCCUAGAAUUACCGUCUGCUGUGUGGGUACAACAAGCAUUGUUUACAAGCCUGACAUCUUUUCUCCGUAGGCGUUACAUGAGUUCUUUUUACAAGGGUAUCAUGACGCCGGCUUCUUCUUGGAAAGAAAUAGAGAGUUUGGUAUAGAUUAUCUUGCCAGGAACACGACACUCCCAUUAGCCAGCGAGUCCCAUAAGAAACACUUGUCCCAGACCAGUGGAGGGUCUUGGAACAAGAAACCAUCAACAAGGAUCCUCACUUCCACUGAUGCAGCAUACAAGGACCUCACCAGACAGCAUGGAGCAAUGAGCAGGGCAGAGAAUGAAACAGAGGAGAAAACACAGCAGUUGCCCCUAUACUGAGACCAAGGUAGAGGAUAAUCAAGAUCGCUUUUAUUCCUCUGGUUCUUGACAAUCAAGUAACAGUGACAUUAGGAUCCACGUGAGCACAAGUCCCAGUGAAGGUCAGGGUCAGUGUGUGCUCCCAAAUUCAUUAGGGCAGCCUUGGCAAUGUUCUCUUGGGAUCAUUGCUUAUUCACACCUGACUUUCCUGAUCAAGAAUGUGCUCAAAGCCACAGCCCCCUAUUACACACCUUAUGUUUGAAAGGAGACAUUGGGGUCAGCAGACCUGUCCAAACUACGUCCAUUGGCGCACACACUUCUAUUGUUAAUGCUCUUUUUGCUUACAAACACUUGGACAUAAUUUUUUUAACCUUUCUAGCUUAUAAAGACAGAAAUAAAUCUUCGCUAGGGCUUAGCAGAUACAAUUUGUUCCUGAUUUUUCAUAACUUCUAGGGAACACACACUUCUAAUGUAAAUGCUCUUUCUACUCACAAGCCCUUGGCCCUCUAUGAGCUUACUUCAUCUCUCUGCGUCUCCAGCCUUUCCUGAAUAUGAAUGUACAGCAUUUUAGUUAGACAAGUGUGCAAGCAGCAUGGACACUUCUCUCAUCUGAUGCCUUGCUUAUCUGCACUUAUAUUCAACUGCUUCUUAAUACAUUUAAAUGAAACCAAUGUGA